This is a messenger RNA of Echinostoma caproni, 591 nucleotides long. NCBI's taxonomy places the organism in Eukaryota, Metazoa, Platyhelminthes, Trematoda, Plagiorchiida, Echinostomatidae. The record is from the annotation of a GenBank genome assembly.
AUGCUUCAACUGCUUCUUCUCUUGAAUAUAUUCAUCAUCGCCGAAUCGGCCGGACUCCCAGAUUUUUACGAUAUACCAGUCGUUCGGUCGGCGAAGUAUUACGGAAACACAACAGAUGUUUUUGACGAAUCGACUGGAUUCACCUAUCAACCACAUUCACCCCUGGUUCUCUGUUCACUUUUGCCUUAUCAUUCUAUUUGGUGUGAACCUCCCGUGGACGCCAGUCAAAAUCAGUCUUCCGUUUUGGAUGGCUGCACCGAAUGGGGUGGACGGGAGUAUGAAAGUGUUCAAUUGACCAAUAUUGUUUGUCACGCACUGGAUAAUCUUGAAUGUUUUGGAAAUCGGACAUUCAUCCUCUCCGGUUAUCCCUGCCUUUUAUAUCGUGGUCAUUUUUUUGUCACUACCUUCGUAUAUAGUGUACUUCUGGGUUUUCUCGGUGUUGACAGACUCUGUUUGGGGCAUGUUGGCUCUGGUGUCGGAAAACUGUUCACGUUGGGCGGACUUGGGGUGUGGUGGCUUGUAGACGUUGUUCUUCUCAUUAGCGGCAACUUACUCCCAGCUGAUGGAAGCUCGUGGAUGCCAUUUUAUUAA